This is a messenger RNA of Lotus japonicus, 2021 nucleotides long. RefSeq names its product cysteine protease ATG4. NCBI's taxonomy places the organism in Eukaryota, Viridiplantae, Streptophyta, Magnoliopsida, Fabales, Fabaceae. Gene Ontology annotation, molecular function: protein-phosphatidylethanolamide deconjugating activity. The coding region runs from base 243 to 1709 and encodes 488 amino acids. The record is from RefSeq and is a predicted model, not a curated record. The transcript is spliced from 9 exons.
UUUUAGGAGUUGCACACACAUACACAUUACCUAGAAGAAGGUUGAGAAAGAAACAAAGAAAGAGAGAAGAACAACUAGAGUCCGAACCAAGUCUCAUAGCUGAGUUCAGGAUCGGAAUUCUCCCACCCUUCAUCAUCAUCAUCAUCUCUCGAUCCUCGUUCAGCUACGAAACAUUAUCCUCAUAUUGGCACAAUCUUGGUCUGCUUCUAUGAGACAGAUCUUGUGUUUUCUGCGGCUGCAUAAUGGUAUUGAAGGCUUUCUGUGAUAGGAUUGUUGCUGCAAAAUGUUCUUCUAAAAGCUCAACUGAAACUGUAGAUAACUCUCAGGUGCCUGCUUGUUCGAAAGCAGGGUCUAGUGAUAGUAAGUUUCCCAAGGCUUCCUUAUGGUCAAGCUUCUUUACAUCUGGUUUUUCAGUCAUUGAAACAUAUAGUAAAUCACCAGCUUCUGAAAAGAAAGCAGUUCAUUCUCAAAAUAGUGGUUGGGCUGCUGCUGUGAGGAAAGUUGUUACUGCUGGCUCAAUGAGGAGAUUCCAAGAGCGUGUACUUGGGUCAAGCAGAACUGACGUUUCAAGCUCUGAUGGUGAUAUAUGGCUUUUAGGUGUCUGCCAUAAAUUUUCGCAGCAGGAAUCAACUGGAGAUGUAGAUAAUAGUAUUGUAUUUGCAGCAUUUGAGCAAGAUUUUUCCUCAAAAAUCCUAUUAACGUAUCGGAAAGGUUUUGAUGCUAUUGGAGAUUCAAAGUAUACUAGCGAUGUCAAUUGGGGUUGUAUGCUUCGAAGCAGUCAGAUGCUUGUUGCUCAGGCAUUACUUUUUCAUAAAUUAGGUAGAAUGUGGAGGAAAACUACUGACAAGCCACUUGACAAAGAAUAUCUUGACAUCUUGCAACAUUUUGGUGAUUCGGAGGCUUCGUCUUUUUCUAUCCACAAUCUUCUUCAAGCUGGGAAAGGUUAUGGCCUUGCUGUUGGGUCAUGGGUGGGACCAUAUGCCAUGUGUCGCUCAUGGGAAGUUCUAGCUCGUAACCAGAGGGAGACAAAUGACCAUGGAGAACAGCCACUUCCAAUGGCUCUUUAUGUUGUUUCUGGAGAUGAAGAUGGGGAGCGUGGUGGAGCACCAGUUGUCUGCAUUGAAGAUGCCUCCAGACGGUGUUCCGAGUUUUCAAGGGGUCUAGCUGCUUGGACACCUCUACUUUUACUGGUACCUUUGGUUCUUGGACUUGAUAAAGUCAAUCUAAGGUAUAUUCCUUUAUUGCAGUCAACUUUUAAAUUUCCCCAGAGCCUUGGCAUCUUGGGUGGCAAACCAGGUGCUUCAACAUACAUAAUUGGUGUUCAGAAUGAAAAGGCAUUCUACCUUGAUCCACAUGAUGUUCAGCCGGUUGUUCAUAUCAAUGGGGACGCCCAAGAUCCUAAUACUUCAUCAUACCAUUGCAACAUUGUCAGGCAAAUGCCCCUAGAUUCAAUUGACCCGUCCUUGGCCAUUGGAUUUUACUGCCGAGACAAAGAUGAUUUUGACGAUUUCUGUUCGCGUGCUUCCAAGCUUGCGGAAGAAUCAAACGGUGCACCAUUAUUCACUGUAGCACAGUCUAGGAGUUUCCCAUUUCAAGACGCUGGUUACGAUGUGUCAGGUGACAACACUGGAUUUCAAGAGGAUGAUUCCCAUGGAGUGGAUCUACUCAAUGAUGCAGGAACCAAUGAGGAUGAUUGGCAACUACUAUAAUUUCCAAGCUAUAGACAUGGAUUUGAAGUACUUGGUUCUAAUGAGCCUAAUUGCUAUUUGAUGCUUGACUUGGGUCUUCCAUUCUUCCAACAUUGUUAAAUAGGGCUUGUAGAAAGUAAUUUGAACACUCAUCAUGAUUCUUUGGCUUAAAUCAUUUGCUCAUUUGUUCAUAUAUAUAGCUAACCAGUUAUUUGUUGUACAUUCAUACUAGUUGGUUCAUAUUUGUUGCCUGUACCCUUUUGUUGGCUACAGACUUGUAGUUGAUAAUACUUUCGAAGUGUCAAAUAAGUGGUGGAAAAUAAUUCAUAUUGA